Lachancea sp. 'fantastica' is the source of this 501-nucleotide messenger RNA. NCBI's taxonomy places the organism in Eukaryota, Fungi, Ascomycota, Saccharomycetes, Saccharomycetales, Saccharomycetaceae. The record is from the annotation of a GenBank genome assembly.
AUGCUAUUACAGUCCGUGCAUUUACCUCUUCAAAGUGCCGCUAGUGAGUUUUCUCUUAGUGUUAUGAGCAUCAGUGAUAACGAUAUCUGGGCUACUGAUCUUGAGGUAUCUUCCAGCGAAUUCCAGCGACAAGAAACGGCUGAAAUCCGUAAACUUCGAUCCAUACAUAGCAAAAGAGGAUAUGUAGACGGUAUUACGUCUGCGAAGGAGGAUAAUCUACAAGAGGGAUUUGACAGCUCGUACAGUGUUGGGUCCAAUCUUGGAACUCGUAUCGGUGUGGUUUUGGGCGAGCUACAGAUACUUGCACUCUUGCACGGUAAUAAUGAUAAUACCCUCGCCGCCAAUCUUCAACGGGCACAACAAGAACUCCGGAUCAAUAAAGUGCUCAAUGUACAGCAUUUCGACGAAAACUGCAAUCCCAUACAUACCAACAUUCCCAUAACACGGUGGGAGAAAAUACUCGGUGACUAUCAAGCCAAGUACAAAAUUACGCCUUGCUAA